Saccoglossus kowalevskii is the source of this 1941-nucleotide messenger RNA. RefSeq names its product sodium-coupled monocarboxylate transporter 1-like. Gene Ontology annotation, biological process: transmembrane transport; sodium ion transport. NCBI's taxonomy places the organism in Eukaryota, Metazoa, Hemichordata, Enteropneusta, Harrimaniidae. Gene Ontology annotation, molecular function: symporter activity. The record is from RefSeq and is a predicted model, not a curated record. Gene Ontology annotation, cellular component: membrane.
AUGUAUGAAACGGAAGUUCAGCCGUUGCAUCCAUUCGAUUACAUCGUGUUUAUCAGUGUCCUGGUCUUCGUAACAUGCCAGGGUCUGUGGCAUGGAUUCCGCAAAGGUGGUCAGAAGUCAACUAGCGAGUUUCUCGUCACUGGUCGUACCAUGAAGGCUUUACCAGUCUCUAUGUCUUUGCUGGUAACUUUCAUGUCCGCCAUUAGUUUACUUGGUACGCCUGCAGAAGUUUACGUAUAUGGUUUUGGUUACGCGGCUUACGUUCUUGGAUUCUUUUGGGUGUAUCCGUUGACCGCAUAUUUCUUUGUGCCAGUGUUCUACGCUUUGCCGUUAACAAGUGUCUAUGAGUAUAUGGAGUGGAGGUAUAAUUACUGGAAUCGACUGUUUUCAUCAAUUCUCUAUUUUAUCAUGACGGCUUUCUACAUGGCCAUUGUGAUGAUAGGACCGGCCCUGGCUUUCGAAGCAGUGAAUGGCGUUGAAGCAUGGAAGUCAGUUCUUAUUACUGGACUUAUUUGUACAUUCUACACUUCCUUGGGAGGGAUGAAGGCUGUUAUUUGGACAGAUGUAUUUCUGUUCGGAGUAGUCUUGGUUACUAUGAUCCUUGUCAGCGUGCUGGGCACCAUAGAAGCUGGAGGCAUCGAUUUUGUGUGGGAGUUUAACAUUGAUGCAGGGAGAAUGAACAUAUUUUACUUUCCUGUUGACUUGACGGAGCGAGUGACAUUCCUGAAUGCGUUCAUCGGUGGCGGAAUGAACUUUCUGGCAUUGCUAAUCAGUCAGACCGGAAUACAGAGAUUCAUCUCCACGGUUACUGUCAAAGAGUCUAAAAGGGCUGUGAUGUAUAAUUUACCAAUGCAAUGGGUCUUCCAGCCUCUUCUGUACAGUGCGGGCGCCGUCACAUAUGCAUAUUACAACAAUAUUUUCACCAGACUAGAACCAGCGUACAACGCUACUUUCCCACCAAAUAUUAAUGUGACGGAUAUGUAUGAUAUAUGGGGAGUCGAACCGAAAUAUGAGCCAACCUACACCAGUUCAGACCAGAUUUUGGUAUAUUUCGUAAAUGAAUUAUUUGGACAUAUCGCGGGCUUCCAGGGACUGUUCAUCGCAUGCAUAUUUGCUGGCACUCUGAGUACAAUGUCAUCAAGUCUCAACGCCAUGGCUGCCGUUACUUUGCAAGAUUACGUAAAACCAUGGAGAAAGUGGAGAGCACGAAAAACAGGACAGAUGUAUGAAAAUGAUAAGAUCGAUACCAUAGUCUCAAAGUUGCUCACUUUCUUCUACGGGAUAAUUGGUAUAUUUUUAGCGAUCUUGGCAGCUAACAUGGAAUCGUUGGUAACAGUGAGUAACGCUGUCUUCGGUACAUCAGGAGGUCCGAUGACCGGUGCAUUUGUCAUGGGUUUGCUCUACAAAAGAUCAACUAAAUGGGGUGUACUAGCCGGUAUGAUUAUAGGUUUCUCUAUGGGGUGUUGGGUUGCUAUCGGUGCUAUAAUAUACUCUGACUGUCUGGAUGAAGUGCUUCCGAUUUACUCGUUAUCAUUUAUGUGGUACAGCACGUGGAGCUGCUUAGUCACCUUGGUGGUCGGCGUGUUGUUUAGUGAAAUAAACAGAUGCUUCUCUAAAGAAGAAAGACAGUUAUCGAAGGAAAUCGACCCUGCGUUACUUGCAACGUUCCGCAGACCCAAAGACUGGAUGCUUAACUCACGCUAUGUUACGCACGAUGUCGAAAAAGACGAGGACAUCCUGAUCAUAGAAGGCGACCUACACCAUUUACACAACGAGCCUAGUUCGACCAGUUUGGCGGCUAUGGUAACUAACGAGAAAGGUAUGGGAAACGGGGCGCACGAGAUGGAAAUACGUUACAGGGAAACCGAGUCACUGGAAAGUUUUGACGGUAUUGUAACGACGGGGACAAUGAAUGACGGCACUGAAUUCACAAGAUUUUAG